Messenger RNA from Raphanus sativus (radish), 460 nucleotides. RefSeq lists its product as uncharacterized. The coding region runs from base 155 to 337 and encodes 60 amino acids. The record is from RefSeq and is a predicted model, not a curated record. The transcript has a single exon. Lineage: Eukaryota; Viridiplantae; Streptophyta; Magnoliopsida; Brassicales; Brassicaceae.
AUACAACUCGGCUUUACAAGUAAUAAGACCUCACAAAGACCAGAGUUCUCAAAACGCGGAAAACAUAGAGGGAAGGAAACACAAUACCUCAAAAGCGGAAAACACAAACCAAGAAGAGUACAUUUUUAGUUUUCUCCUACAAAUUAAACACAGUAUGGUGUCUCAGAAGCUUGAGUUUUGCAUCGAAUUAGUGAAGAUGGCUGUCGUUUUUGUCGCCACCGUGGCUGAAUCAGUAGAAGAAGCUUUCCGUAAGCCUCUGCCGGCGCUUCCAGUAGUUCAUAACGGUCGCCGGAACAGUUACGCCAACGUUCCCAUUCCUCUCGUUGGAUUCAUGUGAUGAGUUUUUUUUGGCUUUGGCCUCGUUAAAGUUAGUAGCUCUCGUGCCAUGUGGCGUUUUGGAAGUUGUUGAUUUGUGUAUAAGUUUAACCGGAAGAAGCAUGAAGAGUUACAGAUAAAUAAA